Messenger RNA from Scophthalmus maximus (turbot), 4502 nucleotides. RefSeq names its product sortilin. The record is from RefSeq and is a predicted model, not a curated record. Gene Ontology annotation, molecular function: protein binding. The transcript has 20 exons. Gene Ontology annotation, cellular component: membrane; Golgi apparatus. Lineage: Eukaryota; Metazoa; Chordata; Actinopteri; Pleuronectiformes; Scophthalmidae. The coding region runs from base 114 to 2567 and encodes 817 amino acids. Gene Ontology annotation, biological process: vesicle organization; endocytosis; Golgi to endosome transport.
AUUGAAGGUGCACUCGGUGAUGAGGGGAAAGGAGGUGGGGGCGUGCGGAGGCAACUUUCUUGAGCCGAGCGAGUUUGUCCCUCCGACUAAAGUUGAGCAGUACUCUCGUGAACAUGAUCUCCGUGUGUUGCGUGUUGGUGCUCGGGUUGUCUUCGUGCGCGGCGCCGGGCAGCGGCUUCCUGGAGGCCGGAGGAGGAGGAGGAGGAGGAGGAGGAGGAAGGAGGCUGCAGCAGCCGAGGGAGUUUGCCCGGGAUGUGGAGCCUCAUCGUCCAGAGAGGACCGACCGCUCCGAGCGCAGCGCAGGACUGAAUGGACAGACAUGCGCAGCCCCGGCGGCGGCGGAGUCGAGCCUGCGGAACAACACCCACACUUUCACCUUCAAAGUGAGGACCAUGGGUUCGCUGUCGCUGGCCUGGGUCGGAGAUGGAUCAGGGGUGCUGCUGGUCCUGACGACGUUUCAGGUGCCGCUGUUCAUGAUGCGCUUUGGUCAGUCCAACCUCUACAGGAGUGAAGACUAUGGGAAGACCUUCAAAGAUGUCACUCACGUGAUCAAUCACACCUUCAUCCAGACGGAGUUUGGCAUCGCCAUCAGUCCCGACCACUCUGGGAAGGUGAUCCUGACUGGUGAUGUGUCAGAGAUCGGUGGGUUUCGACUGUUUCGCUCGCAGGACUUUGGCCUCACCUUUGUUCCAACCAAUCUGCCGUUUGAGCCCCUCAUUCAGAUGCUGUACAACCCCGGAGACUGCAACGCACUUCUGACCCUCAGUAUCACGUUGGAUCUGUGGAUGUCGGAGGACUUUGGCGCCACCUGGAGGAAGAUCCAUGACAGUGUGUGUUUGGUCAGAUGGGGUCCAAAGAACAGCAUCUAUGUGACGACAAACUACAACGGAUCGUGCAAUGAUAAAGGAAUGCUAGAGUUAAAGAAGACAACAGACUAUGGGCGAUGUUUCCAGACCAUUGCAACGAGAGUUUACUCCUUUGUACUGGGAGGAAGAUUUGUCUUUGCUUCCAUCAUGACUGGCACGGGGACAGAGCGCAUGAUCCACGUGUCAGUUGACGGAGGGGAGGUGUGGAACAUGGCUCAGCUUCCCACAGUCAACCACGAGCAGUUCUAUUCCAUCCUCUCAGCCAAUCAGGACAUGAUCUUCAUGCAUGUGGAUGACCCUGGAGACUCCGGUGUUGGAACCAUCUAUGUGUCAGACGACAGAGGAACGGUGUUCUCAAAGUCUCUGGAGCGCCAUCUUUACACAACUACAGGAAGUGACACUGACUUCACCCCCGUUGCUUCACUGAGGGGCGUCUACAUGACCAGUGCACUCACAGAGGGUGGUGCGGUGGAGACGGUGAUCAGCUUUGACCAAGGAGCGAGUUGGCAGACGCUGCGCAGACCAGAGAACAGCCACUGUGACACUGAGACGUCUACUAACAGGCCAAACAGAUGUAGACUUCACAUCCAUGCCUCUUACAGCACCACCAUGAAGAUGAACGUCCCCAUGCUCCCUCUCUCACAGCCCAGUGCUGUGGGCCUCAUUCUGGCCCAUGGCAGUGUUGGAGAUGCAGAGUCAUCCCUCUCCCCUGACGUGUACGUGUCUGAUGACGGUGGCUACUCGUGGCUGUUGGCCCUCAGGGGCCCUCAUCACUAUGCUAUCCUGGACUCCGGAGGUCUUCUGGUGGCCGUGGAGCACACCAACUCAGCUGUCAACCAGAUCAAGUUUUCGACAGACGAGGGGCAGUGCUGGCAUACGUACAACUUCACCAGCGACCCACUUCACUUCAGUGGUAUGGACAGUGAGCCUGGCUCUCGCUCCAUGAACGUCAGCCUGUGGGGCUACAGGAACGACUUCAGUAAAUGGGUGGUGAUAACCAUAGACUUCAGGAAGCUCUUCACCAGGGACUGUACUGAGGGGGACUAUGUGCAGUGGCUGGCUCACUCAGCAGAACCCAGUGGAUCUAACGACGGCUGUGUGCUGGGCUAUAAAGAAACCUUCUUGCGCCUGAGGAAAGACUCCAUUUGUUGGAACGGGAGGGACUAUGCUGUAGCUAAGAAGCUGUCCCCCUGUCCAUGUACAGUGAACGAUUAUCACUGUGACUUUGGGUAUUACCGACCAGAAAACAGCUCAGAGUGUGUGGAGCAGGAGGAGAUGACGGGACGCCCUCUGGAGUUCUGUUUGAACGGGACCACCGAACAGCUACUGACCAGUGGCUACCGGAAGAUUCCCGGAGACCAGUGUGAGGGGGGUUUCCAGCCAGACAGGAAGGAGACCGACCUGAGGAGGCUGUGCACCAGCAACGUCCUUUAUCCACAUUCUCUGACUGAAACCAGUUCACCGAACGCCGCAGUCAUAGUGCUGGUUGUCAUAGUGAUCCUUCUGAUGAGUGGGGUCGCUGGUGUUUGGCUGGUGAAGAAAUAUGUCUGUGGAGGACGGUUCCUUGUGCACCGAUACUCUGUGAUGAGGGAAAAUGUUGAAGCUAAUAAGAUAGAGGGAGUAGAUGAUGUUGACACUCACUACAUGGAGACAGGAAAAGCACAGUACAACGAAGAUUCAGAUCAGGACCUCUUAGAAUAAGGCUCCUCAAGACUAAAUUUAACACAGUCUUUCACGAUGCCUGGGCAUUCCUGUUGCUCCCACAUGCUGAUCAACAUCUGCUUCUCACUUCUCGCUAUUCCCUGGUGGCUGGCGGACUCAGCAGCGGCGGGGCAACUUCUCGCAUUGCUUCCUUGUACAAGUUGAGGCUGCCACAAAAUGUCAUACCGGUAGUUUGGGGAGGGGGAUAAACCCAGCGCAGAACAGAGGAGAGCCUCGGGGUUCCCUCGAGAGCUUUUGUUGUUUCUGUCACAAAGAGUUCUGUAAAGGCUGUUGAGUCUGAAAAUGUGCUCUGUUGUGCUCUGUAUGUUUCCUUUCAUGCUGACCUAAGAAGUGAUGGCCUUUCAUAUUGUGAUGCAAUGCUGAAGCGCAAUACAGAGGCUAUGACUUGGAUGUUAAGUAUGCGCUUACAGAACAUGUUGUUAAGAGUUAGUGAACAGCCAAGUAAGAGAAAAAAAUAUAGUCAGUAUUUUUAGUUGAGAGGUUUUGUCUACUGUCAGUUAAGUACUUUUUUUACUUUUUGUAAAUUCACAUUUGCAAGAUACAGUCCUGUUGUGCAGUGUUGGCCAUUUUAACAGUCAUUUCGGCAGUUUCACCAGUCUUUAAAGAAGAUAACUCACUAUUCUUGAGUUACUUUUCAAAAAGUAGUUGUUUAGAAAAAUGAUUACAAUUACAUGCUAUAAGAUAAAUUAUGCAGACUAACAAGACAUUAUUAAACAAAGUCUCUAACAGAUGUUAGUCUGUAGUUUUUAGUGGUAAGUGAAACUUUUGGAAUAAAUGUUAAAACAGCCUGACUUUAUUGCUAAGGUAUAAAAUGUAAACAAGUUUUUUUAAUCCAGUGCAGCUCAAGACGGCCAAUGUCUUCCAUCCCCCUGUAUGUGUGGUGAAAACGAAAGACUUGAAUUAUUGCCAAAGCACUUUUAUUGUUUCAUUUUUGAGGUGAGGUUACAGAAGUGAAAUGUAACCUUUCCUCAGAGUAUGAUGGUAACGCUAAUGCAAACCCUUUACUUGAACUUUCUGACAUUUUUGCUAAACUUGAUGCAUCAAUAUAUUGCUGUUGUGUUAUUUAAUUGUUUACAUAACUAAUAUGCAUUUUUUUCUAUUGAUCUUAAAGCAGGUGCAGACAUAGUUGUAAUGAGCAUGCUGACCUUUCUUUUAUAACUAAUAUGACAUAAGAAAAAACAGCCCACAGUCAGCUUAAUAUUAGCAAAAAAAACAUCUCCAGAUUUAAAAUGACACUGCUUUUUUAAGCUAAUGUCUGCCAGUAUUUGUAGCUUUUGAUAUAUUGGUGCAUCCAAAAUUAGUAGUCUCACAGAUGAUUGAAAGUAUCCACAAUAACAGAAAAAAAUGUCAGUUUAAUGUGUCUGUGUUGGCCACAAAGAACUUUAUUCUGUUCACUGAAUUAGUUUAUUUCCCUUUAGAUGAGACGGGUGUGGGCUGGCUAAAAUUUCUAUCAUCUGCAUUUUUAAGAACUGCAACCUUUGACACAUGCAGGGCUAAUGGCCGGUGCUUGUAUUCUCCAGCUGAGACAAUAAUAUCCCAGUGAAUAAGCUAUUAUAAUAAGCUGGCCUAAUGUAGAGGCAUAUUCUCAAGGACUGGUGGGUGGACUCAGAUAUGAAAGCAAAUUCAUAGGAUGGGAUUCAAAGUGUCAUUAAGAACAAACCUAACUAUUUUAAUGGAUUUUAUUUUUUGCACUGUGGCUACCAAUCUGUGAAAAAGAUGCAUCUAUUCCUCCCAGUGUAUGUAUUUUUUUGCUAAAUGCUAGGACCAUAAGUUACGAUCUUUAUUCCAUAUUUUUCUCCACUGUUCAAUAGGAUAUCAGAGAUCAGCAUUUCUGAAUUGAUCUAUUCUGUAGCACAUUUGUUUUAUAAUGAUGAUUCUGCAUUUAUUGAAUGAAAUAACAGUCUUUUACAUCAA